Molecule: messenger RNA, 8070 nt
Organism: Frieseomelitta varia
Lineage: Eukaryota; Metazoa; Arthropoda; Insecta; Hymenoptera; Apidae
Gene: cic
Product: putative transcription factor capicua
Exons: 22
Coding region: 885-6755 (1956 amino acids)
Biological process (GO): regulation of transcription by RNA polymerase II
Cellular component (GO): nucleus
Molecular function (GO): RNA polymerase II transcription regulatory region sequence-specific DNA binding; DNA-binding transcription factor activity, RNA polymerase II-specific
Source: RefSeq, a predicted model, not a curated record
CGUUUCUGUAAAUGGCGCCUGGCUGAGCGUCGCGCGUCACGGUGUGUGCUGUGGCUCUCUUUCUCUUUCUCGUGGCGCAGCCGUGAGCGCACCAGCGCACCAGCGGUGGAGAGAGCAGUGCGAGAGCAGGGUCCGCGCGCGUCGUCCUCGUCCUCGUCGUCAUCGUCGUCAUCGUCGUCCUCCUCGUAGUAGUACCGUAGUGCAUCAGUUCUGGACCGGAGGUUGUGCCGUGAGAUACGCGCGAAUCCCAGAUGCGAGUGCACGGUUGUUACCGGUGACAUCUUUCUCUCGUGAUUGGCCAUGGCGUGUUGUGCCGCGUCUGUCGCAAGUGAACGUCGACGUUAGUGGAUACUCGGCGUUGAAUCCGCGGCAUUGGCAUGCAUGCAACAUGGAAGAAGGUGCGUUAGUGCUACGACGAUAGUGGUUUCCAAGCGAGGAGAGUUCCGCGACAGCAACGCCGCCUGCACACGGAACGGAAGAGUAUAUCUCGGAGCUGUUAUCGUCUCUCCUACUUCUCUCUCUCUUCUCUCCUCCUCCUCUCUUCUCUCUUUUCUCUCUUCUCAUCUUCCUCCCCCUUACUAUCCUUGCCCUUACUAUCAACAGUGAGCCGCUUCUUCGCCUUUGUUCGUGGAUCCGCGCGAGCUCGUUGCCACGGGCACUACGGAGGCCGCCCCGCAGGACAUUGACUAGAGGUAGAAGACAAUUAAGAAAGAAGAGAAAAGUGUUCGCCUAAGAGGAGAAUUUUCGGAGGAGGAUGCUCGGCAGUUGGGGCUGGGAAGAAGAAUUGGAGUUGGGAGAGGGAACAGCAACCCCGUCGCAAGAUAGACAAAGACGAGAGAGCCCAGACUCGACGCAUCCUGUCCCCGACAGCCGGGUGCUGAGGUAUGCACCCAGCCGGUGUCAUCACCCUCCCAGCUUCAACUCGCCACAUUUCAGCACACAGCCUCCUCUCGACUGUACCGACUCGUGAGGUGGCCAAAAUGCUGACUGCUCAUUCUGAGAUGCACGAGAAACGAGAUCCCCUCGGAGGCGGACAAUAUGGAACAGGCGGGGGUGGUGGCGGCAGUUCGAUCGAGGAAAAAUCUAUUGCGGAACAACCACCCCCGCCGCCGGCGCCUCCCCAGCGGGAUCCAUCGGAUCCAACGAUCAGCGCUAAGAAACUUCCAAAGAAGCGAAAGUUUGAUCCAUCGGAGCUCGAGGAGAUGGAUAAAACUAGCAACGUAACGAGAACCAUAAAUAACAUAGUGAACACCGUACGGGCACCGAACAUGCCACUUGGUCAUUCAGGCUUGGUUCAGCAGUCAACGUUAGCGACUCGGCAAUCUCCGCAACAGCAGGACUCCCAAGAUUGUUAUCAAGUAUCCUCGGCGCAUUCGGUGGUAGUUUUACCACCUCAAAGUACAGCAGUGGAUUAUUCUGUUCGAGAGGAGCCUUUACGGUCUCGUCCUCGGCCUGCUACUGUUGCUAUUGAUCUCAGCGAGUGGCGCGACCACAGAGUGUUAGCAUUAAGGGAUUCAUAUUAUUAUUCAGGUGUUAUUCGCAAUGUUGUUCAAGGGGAGAUUUACAUAGAGUUCGACGGCGAGAAAAAACUAAUGCGUUACACUGACGUUUUGGGCGCGGGCAGAUACGACGUGAUAAGUGAUGCCAGCCCCUCGGUUGGCCAAGUGACUCUAGACGCGAAAGUUUGUAUUAGGUGUCCAACGUCGAACAAUCAUAUCAACGCUGCUAAAGUGUUUGUUAAAGGGACAGUGUGCAAAAUUUUAACCAAGCCUAACCGUUUUGUUGUUAAAAUACCAAGGGAAGACGAGCAGAGCGAUAGUUACGUCGUGAAACGCGCGGAUAUACGGUUGGUGCAGCCCCCGUGGUGGGACGAACUAGAGGAAGGAUUGGAAGACUGUGAUUCCUCGAGGGUCGAAGCUAUUGAACAUGGCUAUCGAAAUUCUUCAGAACCUCCGACAGCAGUGCCAAUUUUGCAACUCCAUCACACUUCUCACCAUACAUCUCAUAUAUCGACUCAUAACGACACAGGUGGUUAUUACAGAACAACUGGUACCAGCCCCCUAAUGACUUUAGGCACUUCCGCGCAUUCUGCUACUGCGGCAUUGAGUAACGGAAGUCGGCCGUACGAUGAUUUAGAAAGCGAGGAUGACUUGGACAGGGAAGAUAUUACAUUCCCUUCGGAUGCAGAUGCAAAAUUGUCAGGCAGCAGUAAAAGAAGCAGCAUGCAAAGUCGGGGAAGUACCAGCAGUCUAGUUGAGCAACGCAGUAUAACUCCUCGUUCUCAAGCAGCCACGCCCAGAUCUCAGGCGGCAACGCCACAUAGAUAUAAAAAAGGUGAUGUUGUGGCUACACCAAGUGGAGUUAGGAAGAAGUUCAACGGUAAACAAUGGCGCAGACUCUGUAGUAAAGAAGGAUGUUCCAAAGAAAGCCAACGAAGGGGAUACUGUUCUCGUCAUCUUAAUUUGAAAGGAUCUUGCCUCAGAGGUCCGACCAACACUUUCUCUGGCGGUAAGAUGGAUGGUGAGGAAACGUCUAGAGAUUCCGACACAUCUCCAAAUUACGGAGAUAGGAGAAUUGCUGGUCGAUUUGAUCAAGACGAAACUGAAGCUGCCAACAUGCUCGUUUCCUUGGGAAGUUCUAGAUCAGCUACGCCAGCCUUUUCCUCGCCAACUGGACAAUCUUCGAUAUCCCCGUGUAUCAAUCAAUCUCCAGUACCACCAUUGGGACUGAAUCAAAACAAUGUGUUUAUGCCUAUUUCGAGUCCUGCUCAUCAUGCAACUCCGCUAAUUUCGCCUGGUGCGAAAUGGAAACAUUCACCUACUCAAUCCACUUUUCUUACUCAGUACCAGCAGCAGGUGAUAAAGCCUGAACCUAGUCGAAUGAUUAAAUCGAAUCGACCAGCUCCAACUGCCCCAGUCCCUGCUAGUAUAGGAACAAGCGUAAUAAGAAUCUCUCCCGUGAGCCGUGGAAUACCCGGAUCUAACUUAACCUCGUCAUGGUCAGAACAAAGCCCACCGCCGCGACAUCCAUCAGUUGUGACGACUAUAGCUCAACAACAGCAAGGCAUCAUUCUUCAGCAUGCUCUCACAACAAAUAAUGGCUUUUCCAGCCACUCUGAGAUAUCAGAACAAAAUCAACAAAUACUGAAACCUUCUCAUUCGCCUCAUAUGUCACUUUCCGCUCCAGCACCACAAAACUUGACCCUUUUGCAUAAGCCUUUGGAACAACCAGUUGAUUAUGCUCAACCGCAAACGCAGAAUCAGCCAAUUUACGUGAUGCAACAUCAACAUGAAAAAAAGUAUCUUGUGAUAAAAAAUAGUAUGGAUGUAUCCGCAGCAGGUCACAUGAAUAAUCAAGAUGACAAAUAUAGGCCAGCGUUAAUGAACCACUUAGCUCAACUUCCAGCGACGUUACAUCAAACGCAAUGUCAACCUCCACAAUCGCCUGCUGUUUCGUCCGUCCAUGUUGACAAAUUGUCCGUUUUUCAAGCAAGCAAAGUAGCAACACACGCAUCCUCUCAUAUGGAUAUGCAGAGAACACAACCACCACCUACGAGCGUUGUAAUGACGACCACUACUGAAGCUUCGAAUCCGCCUACUCCAACAAGUGUCUUCCAGCACGUGAUUGUACAACCCGCGCAUUUGGUACAAAUUCCUAAAACACAGUCGUCUAGGGAAGAGAAUUCCAAAAAUAACGGAGUUCUGUAUGGCAGCCAUGAUGUUCCUCCUGCAUACCAGCCCCAUCCCCCAUCAUUACUGAACAAUGCAGUGCGCAACUGGAAAAAAGCUUUUCCUUGGCAAACAACAGUACUAGAUCAAUCAGAAGUGAGUCCUCCACCAUCUGCGUUGAGCCCUCCUUUGAGUGCGCCUCCGAUUCCAAUUAGCAUGAGCACACCUGGUGAAGAUGGAUCCGGACCUGGUCCAGAUCCUAUAACUCCCGCUGAGGAAGAAGAUGACGACGUUUUCGAAACAGAGCCGACUACCCCUGCAGAAAUUGAGGCGAAUGCUAACAAGAGACGCAGUCAGUCCCUUAGUGCAUUGCAUUCCAAAGAGCCUCAGAGUCCACUUAAAACUAAAGACAGAAUACGUCGACCGAUGAAUGCAUUUAUGAUAUUUUCCAAACGACAUCGUGCAGUCGUGCAUCAAAGACACCCGAAUCAAGAUAAUCGUACCGUGUCUAAGAUACUGGGAGAAUGGUGGUACGCCUUAGGCCCAGAGGAAAAACAAAAAUAUCAUGAUCUUGCAUCAGAGGUGAAAGAAGCGCAUUUUAAAGCGCAUCCAGAUUGGAAAUGGUGUAGCAAAGAUAGACGGAAAUCUUCGACGACAAGUUUCAAAGGUGGCGACUCUCGAGGGAAAUUGAACAGUACUGGGGAGGAAACAGACAUGGGACCACCGGCAGACGACGUACCAUUAACGCCUAGAGCUACGGACGAAAUUACUGUUCCCGUUACUACUGUGUACAAUGAAGCGCCCACCAUCGAAGUUAUUAAUCAAUCGCACACUCAUAGAAUAAUGGAAAUGCCUCUGCCAGUUGAAAAUACAGACUCUGAUUUAAAACAGGAUGAAGAUGGUAAUGUAUCAGACGAAGAUCAAAUGGUGAUCUGCGAAGAUCCACAACCUGAAAUAGAUUUAAAAUGCAAAGAUAAAUUGACAGAUAGUGAUAAUGACGUACAAGAUGAUGAUGCUGAAAAGAAAUGUUAUACACAAUCACGGUUCUCGCCUGUAAGUGGUCAAAAGAGGGAAACGAUAAAUGUCAAACAAGAAGUAACGUGUAGGCCUAAACCGAUAAAAGCACGAAUACCUUCAACAGGUAUUGAAACAACAACAAAGUAUCAUCAUGCUUCCAUGGACAAAGGAGGGAAUGUUUCGGUUCUAUCCAGCACGUACCCUUAUCACAGUCCUGUCAAUCCAACUGGGGUAUCAGGUUUCCAACCUACUGGUGGUGCUUUCAUAACCAUGCCAAUAUCUCCAAAGGUUGUUAAACCAGAACCAGUGAAGAAUGAACAGCAGUACAGUACCCAAUACAGCAUGAGCAAUUUGGUAGCAAGCAUUCAUGAAAACGGAAGGAAUAUACCUAAAUUUACGGCUGCUCCGGUAUUACAUUCUAUUGAAUCGAAACCUAUGAUGGCUCUGUUUAAACAACAGCAGCCGUUGCAGUCCUUAGGCACUAUUCUUCGUCCCCUUACUUCAGCUGUCCCUUAUCAACCAUCGUUCACUCUAACAUUGCUCGAUAACGAUUUGGUGGCUGUUUCCAAACCGCAGCAGGGAUCGCAGUAUCUUGGUCCAACAUCACCUCAUCCCCGGAUGUACUGUGGAUUCCAUAUACCAAUCUCUGAUGCUGGCAACCGGAACAUAUCCUCACAAGGUUUAGUUUCUGGUAAUAAGAUGGAAACGCAGAGUGUCAUAGUGAGCAAACCAUACCCAGUUUCGACAACUUCCACUACAUCGACUUAUCGAGGAAUUGGUCAUUCAGUAACACGUCUCGCAGAACCCGAAAAAAAUGAGAAUAAUCAUGCCCAAUUUUAUGUAACUAAUGUGAAAUCUGAUCAAGAAAGAAAAGAUACCGUGAAUAUUCUUUUGCCUGCUACAAAUGACAAACAUAAACAGCCAUCUACUCCACAUACUCCUCAUACACCACUCAGUAACCAUGGUAGCAAUGAAAUUUCUGCAAAUAAAUCAUAUUCCAUGGAUGAAACACAGCCUAAUGAUAUAGGUCCAAGUAAGGGUCCCUUUAUGCUUGCUCCAACUCCGGCACAACUUGGCCGGGCGCCGCUACAAAGGAGACAGUCAAUGGCAAUGCCUCCCGCAUCAAAUGCAGGAGACCAUGGGCCUCUGGUGUCUCAACACAGUGACAAUCGUCCACAAACAAAUAUAUCUCAAACCACAGAGCAAAUACAACAGCAGCAGAAUUUCUCAGAAUCUCACGCUUCCCCAUCACCAUCUACCAAAAAGGGUUCUUUCUUCAAGAAGAAUGUCGAAGAUGGAAUGGACAGAGUUCUCGAGCAAGUAAAUUUCCAAGAAAAAUUCUCAUCCCUGCCAGAAUUUAAACCAGAAGAUAUACAAAGUCCAAGCGCGAUCAGCAUUAAUACACCGGGUUCGUCUGGCCCGGUAGUAACGUCUGGCUUGCAUUCAUCAAAUUUACAAUCAUCAAUGCAAAUGCAAAGUUAUCGAAAGAAAUCUGCACAAGCACCUCAUAGGCCCACAAUGAAUGAGGACGACAUCGAAUCAGAUACGUCAAUAUCUGCUACUCCAAAAUCAACUUCCAGCGUCAAGUUGACAGGAAACACGUUCUUUGGUCCAGAUUUCAAUGUUGAUGCAUACAGAACCAACACGGAUCUGAUUGGAGAUGUCGACGCUGGCUCUCCUAGGACACCGAAAACACCUGGAGGGGGUGCUGGAAACUCUGUAGGACUCGGCAGGAGCGAAAAUGAACGGGGCCAUAGGAAAGUGCUGGAGCAACGUCGACAUCUUGUGAUGCAACUGUUCCAAGAACAUGGUUAUUUUCCUUCAACGCAAGCAACUACAACCUUUCAAGCGAAACAUUCAGAUAUAUUUCCUAACAAAACGAGUUUGCAGUUAAAGAUUAGAGAGGUCAGGCAAAAAUUAAAAGCUAAUUCGACACCUAUGAGUGCUAAUAGUCUAGUGAGUCCACUACCUGUUUCUGAACCCUCACCUAACGUAACUGGACCAUUGACUGCUCCUCCUACGUCGAUGGGAGCUCCACAUACACUGCCCGUAAGCAGUAGUGGUAGCUAGCGCCCACGUGCCAACUGUGAUACUAUGCAUCCCCUUACUCCACAGCAUGAGUACAUCAUUAUUCAUUGAAAAGAAAGGAAAGUUUUUAUUGGAAAAAUAUUGUUGAUGUACGAAGUUUUAGCGAGUUGUAAAGUGCUGCAAGGCUUUAGUGCAAUUUGAACUCUGAUGUAACCUGGUGCAGGUAAUUUAGACAGGCAUAUCAAGGUGAGUUGAUGUACACAUAUCAGUAAAAAUCUUCAUAUUGUAUAUAAAAUUGAAGAAAUAUUGUAUCGAAUGUUUCUCAUGAUUACUAAUGUUGACUUAAACAUUAAGUGUGUUCGAGUAUCUGUGUUCCAUUGGGAUAAUAACAUGUAAAAUUGUGAAAUGUUCGCGUGAUAAAGAAUUUACUGUAUUUUAGCAACGAUAACGCUCACUAGUGAAUUAUAAAAGCUCAACCCGCAGGCUUAAUCAUAUUGUCUUGUUUGAUAAUGAAACAAGGAAGGAAUAAUAUAAUCACGUAAAAUAACUGUUUCGAAAUGUGUAAUUCGAAAAAGGAGCUUUCUUCUCUCAGAAGGAAAGACAAUACUCUUCUGCAUUCUAAAUCCAAAGAUGAUUUAUGAAAUGGUAAUAUAGAAGCGAAGAUAUUAUUUUACUACAUUAUAAAAUUACAAGUCAUAGUUGUAAAACUCCAAACGUACACGAUCGAUAUUUGUACAUCGAAACACCUUGCAAGGAUAAAGGGAGGCCUAAGCCAUUGUUAAACAUUGUUAAAAAAUACUAUGAGAUCCAAGUAGGAAGAAAGAGAGAGUAUGCGUGAGUAUAGAAAAAUGAAGUUCGGCGUGAGUGUAAGACGUGUAUGGGUGUUUCUUGAGAGAAAGAGGAAGAGAAAAUUGUAAUCAGAGAGUAUUAGAAUUAAUGAAGCAUUAUAAAAUGAAAUCAGAGUUUAUAUACUUUAGUUAUAUACUUUAUAUAUGAUAUAGAUGAAAAAGAAAGCUAUAGAUGAUGAAAGAACUGCGAUAAAACAUUGCACAAAAUUUAUGUAAUUUCGCAGUCAACAGAUAUGUUUAUUUUACUUGUAAAUACUACGGCAUGACUACUGGAAGAGGUAUCUGAAAAAUUUGAAAUAUCUAUGAUGCUGUGUCUGGCAAUUUCCAAUGACAAUUGUUAGACGAAUGGAUUUUUUCGCUGAUUCAUAGAUCAUAUUGCAAUGGAAGUAAAUAUCGUGCCAUUGUGCGGCGAAGGGAUUCUAUGCGUAAUAAAUCCCUUAAUAGUAAAAAAAAAAAUUAAUUGUUAGAUACCAUUUGAUAUAGAUAAUAUGUAAUAUGUUCACAAUAUU